Penaeus monodon (black tiger shrimp) is the source of this 6027-nucleotide messenger RNA. RefSeq names its product neutral and basic amino acid transport protein rBAT-like. Lineage: Eukaryota; Metazoa; Arthropoda; Malacostraca; Decapoda; Penaeidae. The transcript is spliced from 16 exons. Gene Ontology annotation, biological process: carbohydrate metabolic process. The record is from RefSeq and is a predicted model, not a curated record. The coding region runs from base 218 to 2512 and encodes 764 amino acids.
GGCGCGCGAUACCGCCCACUCCCCCAUCCCAGCGGCACCUCCCAAAAAUACUCGGCUUCUCGCACUCCACGGAUUCCUUAUUGGCACUCCCUCUGGCCCUCUCGCCGAGCUGGAGUUUGGCUCGCACAUCCAAAGGACAGUAGCCGCGGGGGAGGAGGGGAGGACUGAGGACGUUUUGCACUCGAUAUCGGUGUUAAAUAAGGGGUGAUUAAGCAUAAUGGACAAGCCACACCUUCUGAACUUCGGCUCUGACGGAGGAGGAGUAGGAGGAGGAGGAGGAGGCCCAGUGGGGGGAGUCGUCCCAGGAGGCGACUACACCCAGAUUGCCAGCUCGGACUCCGAUGACUCGCGCUCCAGCAUCUCGCGUUCGGAUGAAAACGAGACCGUCCCUUGCAUCAUCUACACGUCGGACGAUUCGGCCGACGUGGGCCAGUCUGACAGCACCUGUUGCAUUGACUCAGAAGGGAUGGACUACAUUGCUCAUAAUGUGCAUCAGAUCCAGCCACAACCUAGAAUUCAAGAUGACGAAGGGUCUAGGCGUUUAUUGCUAGAUUCUGGAUGUCCAAGCCCUCAGCCGUCACCCCAGGCAGACCCAAUGUUCUCCGUUUCCCAUCCUCUGUCUGCUAUAACCUUCAGUACAGGCUCUGAUCCCGAACUCGGUGUAGGAGCUGACCUGGGGUUACAAGAGGACACCGGCACAAAAAUCAUUCCGCCUGGAUCCCAGCUGGUGGUUGGAAACAAUGACUGUAAUUAUGAAAGGAGCACCAGCGUCUCCUCAGAUUCCUCAGGGUCCUCACCUGAAGUACAGGUUCCUCUUCUGCCCGAAUAUCAUCAGCUGCCCAACUUCACAGAUUUUCCAGAGAUUCAGUAUGAGCCCCUUACAGAUGGUGCCAACAUUGCCAACAAGAAAUUGCAUGAUCCUCUUGACAUAUUUGUGGAUGUUUUGGAAAUCGUAAACAAGAUUCAGCCACAUCUUGGCCGCUGCAUGGUAGGGGAUGACGUGCACAUCAGCGCCAAGUACAAGGACGCCUUCUACGUCAAGUGGAACUGGAACCGAAUCCGUCACUCUUGUGUGCUCCUAAACAUGUCGGUCCUAAUAUGUCUCUUGUGCAUAGGCAUUGGGCUUCUUAUUCAGAUGCCAAAAGGGUCGGAAUGCAAUCCGUCUCACAUGUGGUGGCAGGGGUCAGUCAUGUACGAGGUAUAUGUUCCAAGCUUCCAGGACACAGACAAUGAUGGCAUUGGUGAUCUGACAGGUGUCUUGAAUCGAAUUGAUUAUCUAAAGAACAUAGGUAUCAAGGCAAUCAGACUGAACUCAGUCCUGGAAACAAGGGAUUACCUACACAGCCACACCCCCAUCACCAACUACACUGCUGUUGAUCCAAUAUUUGGAAGCAACAAGGAUCUCCACCUCCUGGCCGCUGUACUCCAUGAGAAGGACAUGUACCUGCUGAUGGACAUUCCUCUCACUUCUAAAACUAACCCUAACUUAGGAGCUGAUGUAAAUCAUACAGUUGUGCCAGUGAGUGAGACAAAUGUCAGGCAAUUGCCUCUCUCACACAUCUCAGAAGUUUUACAUUACUGGUUAUCCCUUGGAGUCGAUGGUUUCUUUUUCCCAGACAUCACUAAGUUUAUAAACGAUCCUGAGCUUCUGAAUGCCAUGCAUGAGUGGCGGAAUACCCUUGACCACUUUAGUCAUGGCAUAGAGCACAGGGUCAUGAUGGUGCCACUUGACCUACUCUCUAGCCUCAAAAUGUCAAAUUUGAUGCAUCUUGAUCGUGUCUUGAACCUUGUGGACUUGAUUGAUGCUCCAGUGGAUCUCACAGGGUCAGCCCAGACCAUACCAGAAGUCCUCAACUCCACCACUGCCUGGGAUGCUCACGCCUCCCUGCCCUGGAUCAACUGGAACAUGGGUGGAAUCUGGAGGGAGCGUGUCAGUGACCUCACGCAUAAUCAUCCUCUUGGCAGGACCUUCCUCUUGCUCUUCUUCCCAGGGACCAUAACUCUCUACUAUGGAGAUGAAAUUGGGCUCUCAAAAGCAUCAAAGGAUAGUGGAUGGUCAUCUAUUAUGCAAUGGAAUGAAAAUGUUAAUGCAGGAUUCAGCUCUGCAAAACCUUGGCAAAGUCUUAGCAGAGGUUGGGAGAAGGGUAAUGUUGAUGCUCAGAAUAAUACAAUUGCUGCACUCAAAGCAAUGGUCACUGCUCGACAGGAAAAGGUCCCUAUGUACAUCAAUGGAAUCUUUGACUAUAAGGGUGACUAUCAUCCAACUAAGACUGCAAAUUACAGGGUCCGCUAUGCUGAUACUGACCUUAUUGUCAUCGACCGUUUCUUUCCCCGUCGGAAUCAGUUCGCGGUUGUGGCAAAUCUCGGGCAGAAUGUCCUCACCAAAGACCUAUCCCACCUCUAUUUCGGGGGCUCAGUUUUAGCCUCUUCGCAUGGCCACUCAGGAUACGUCAAGUUCCGCAGCAUCAGUCUCCAACCUGGGGAGGCACUUGUGUGUAUAUUAGACUUAUAGUUACCAUUGCUGAUUAUUUAUAUAGUUCAGGUUGAAUUUCUAUUUUGAAGUUUAUUAUCUGAAGAUGUAUAUUUAAAGAAAAUAAAAGCCUGCCAUGUGAUGGUAGUUUUAUGUUAUGUUAUAAUGAUUAUGUCAGAGUUCUUAGAUAUGAUAAGUGUAGUAGUCUUUAACGAAGCAGUUUUGUAAGGUUUCCGUACUUAAAGAGUACAUGUGAUAUAUUAUUUAGUAUAUCUUAGGCUUCAGUUAAUGGUAUGAAGAGGUAGAGUGGAAUAGUCUAAGAGGGGACUCUGUAGGUGCUAAUUUACAUUGAAAUUUGGCUUUGGGAAGAAAUGCUGUUAUAUAUACAUUCUCUUUAUUUAAUGAUGUAUGAUUCUUUCAACAUCUCUGUCUGGGAUUUGAAAGCCAUAAGUAUUUCUAGUCAGUGUAGGUGUUGAUCCUGACAGAAUCUCUUAUAUUACUCAUGAUGAUAAUUAAAAGAUUAAAAAGAUAAAAGUGUUAGAUGCCAAUGUCUUAGAUUGUUUCUACAUGUGUUUGGACCUUCAGAGUUAGUAUGAACAACAAAAAACAAUCACUAAACUUUGGAAAUGCAACUCAUAACUCAGGCUGGAAAGCAUCUGCAUUGAAGAUUAAGUAAGAUUUUUUUAUAUUAUAAUUAUUAUUAUUAUUAUCAUCUUUUCUUCCCUUUUUUUCUUCAUCUACCUUAGUUUGAGGCUUUUGGGUGCCACGUGUGAUUAGGAUCCCAAUUAUUCCAAGCACAUAUGGAGAUGGUGGCCCAUAGAAUUUACCUGUAGGUCGUGGUUAUGUAUCAUUUGACAUGGGUUCAACUUAUUUAUUGUUUAUUUAGUUUUUGUGAUAACUACAUUACUGUGUAUUAAAAUGGUAAUGAGUUAAUAGUCAAAUCAAAGGAGAAAAUAUUUAUUUUGAAAUUUUCUUUUAAUAUCACACACACUCAUGCUUUUUUUUUUAAUAACCAGAAACUUGUCUGAACUUGGUGCUAGAAAUUACAACCACUAAACACAUGAAUUUUAUGGGAACUAUUACCAUCACAUUAAAAAUCAACAUUUAUGAUGUGGCAUCUAUAGGUGACUGUAUUUAUAGGAGCUGAUAAGAUCCAGUUUCUGAUCCUCUUUUAAAACCUCUUCUAUUAAUUACAGUGAAUCCUUGUAAGAUAAAUCUGUCUUCAUAGUUGCAUGACUUAUUCAGGCUCAUCACAAACUGAUAAAUAGUCACUAUUUGUUAAUUACGAAGGAAUACUAAUGAAUGGAUAAAAAGAUACUUGUACAAAGAUUAUUAUAUAUAAAGAUACUUGGUAUUUCCUUCUUUAUUUACCUGUCACAAUCAGGUGUGGACUGCUAGCUGGAAGAACCACUGUAGCAUACCUCUUACCUCUGGGUCUUAGUCAUGAUAUUGUGUCUUGUGCACAUUUUAGCCCUGACAAUCUCAUCUUCUCAGUGUCUUAUGCAGCAGAAUGCAUUAACAGAUCCAGUUUAGAGUUAAAUUUUGCCUUUUUUCAAAAAUACAUGAGAAAUAAGUAUGCAAAUGACACCUUUUUAAUAUAUGGCAUCUCAAAGCUCUCCAUUUGAGAUGGACAGUCACAGACACCACAGGAACCUUGAAGAUGCAUUCUGUGUUGCUGGACUAAAAGAGGUUUUAAGGUAUUUGCACCAAACAAAAGUAUUAAUUAAAGUGUGGUUCAGCAUAGUAGCUGAAUCAAGAAAUAAACUGAAAAAGACAGCCUUUCUUCUUGUUAUAUAUAUAGCCAGUGCAUUAUCCUAUAGCUGUGGAGAGAGAUAAUGUGUGUCAAUGAUAUGAAGUUGCAGAAGAUAUCAAGCAUAAUCAGUUCCACCUUUAUUCAAGCCUUAGUUAUUUAUGAAAAAAAAUGCAAAGAGUUAUAUACUAAGGCAUGAUAAGAACAAUUGUUGCAGUUUGUUCAUAAAUCUUGAGGCUUAAUAUUUUACUAAAAUCUAUUUAAAGUGAUGUUUAGUCUUUUGGAUAUGGUUAAUCAAACUGGAGGGCAAUCUUAUACUGUAAGAUUUCAAUCUGAUGAUUCUUUUAUGUGCUCAUAAAUCUUUUUGAUGAUACAUGAUAUCUAAAGAUUUGCUUGUGUUUUAUAUUUUUAAGAUAACAAUUAUAAAAUUACCAGUAUUAGAUCUUCAUACAAGUAAAUGAGUGUAUCAGUCCUUGUUGUGACCAAGAUAAUCAUUGAGAUAUAUAGUUCAGGGUUACUAAACCUCUUAAGCUCCCAGCCAACCAGCAAGCCCAUUUUUUGCAUUAACAUUUAGUCAUUAUUUGAACUUAUUUGAAAACUCAUCUUCAGCAAAUUUGUACAAUUCAGGACAAAAUACAAAACCCAUCAUGGAGCAUUUCAUUGCAAACAAAUUGGCAUGUUGGUAGAAUUUGAGCAAAAAGAAGAGAAGAGACUCCUUGCAAGGAAAUUGAUGUUACUGAAGGAACUAUACUAUUGUGUCUGAAUAUGUUUUGUGUUACUAAUGAUGAGCUUUAAUUCCUUUAUUUGUUAAAUUGAAGUUACAAAGUAUCCCUGAGUCGAGUAAGCAGUGUACCCUGGAUGGAUAAGACAUUGUUCCAUGUUUUGCAAUUACCACUAUCAAACAGAGUGCAUGCUGUUUGUAUGAUGAGUCAAUACUUCAUUGUUUUUUGUUUUUUUUUUGACAUUACAUGUGGGUGGGUUGCUAUUAAAGUUGGCCAAACUUUAAAUCAACAGUAUUUGAUUAUGUUUUACUAUUUGAUUACAUGUUCUUGUGUAUUAAUGCCAAUGUAUAAGCUAUGAAAAUAGUACUUUUCACAAAAAUUCAAAUAAGAAAUAUUCAACCGUAAAAGCUAUCAUUGGUUAAAGUUUUUGCAAUUUUUAGCAGUUUUAUUUAUAGUUCACAGCUUGGACUGAUAAGUAUAGGGGAAAGCACUUUUUACAAAGAGGAGUAAAGAGAGGAGGCUAUAUGCAUGUUAGUGUAUAGUGUACACUAGAUAGAAAUUUUCAGUAGUAUUCAAGGGGGCAAAAUGUGUCUCUCUUAGGAUAGUUAAUUGUGUUACAGAAGAAGGAUAGCUUUAUAAAAAGGAGUUCAAGUGAAGAAAGUAAAGUUUUCAAAAAGAAGGUACAUUGAUUUGCAAUUUUUGAAAGUCUGUUGAUGAAAUUUAAUGUCCAAAUCUGUCCACUAGAAGUAUAUGUCAGACUUCGAAGAGCAUAUACACAUAUGAGUCUUUUCUGUCCGUCCUUAAUAUAUUAAAUUAUGUCAUAUCCAACACUCCUGUUCUUACUAGGAUACCUGUUUGCAUUUUAUUUCGAAAAUAGCUUUCAUUUUCUCCCAAUAUAUCUCUAUACUUCACCUGGCACAGAUUCAGUUGUCUUUGAGUGAAAACCUGCAAGAUGGUGGAAAAUGCUCAACUCUAAAAAGAGACUAGGAAUUAUUUUAUUGUCAACAGUAUUUACUGUACUUGCUCUCAGGUAUGAAAAAGUACUUCAAACUGUACCUUAAUUUCAAUAAAUAUGGGAAUAUGUA